Recurvomyces mirabilis is the source of this 1497-nucleotide messenger RNA. RefSeq lists its product as uncharacterized. Gene Ontology annotation, molecular function: SNARE binding. Lineage: Eukaryota; Fungi; Ascomycota; Dothideomycetes; Mycosphaerellales; Teratosphaeriaceae. The transcript has 2 exons. The record is from RefSeq and is a predicted model, not a curated record. Gene Ontology annotation, cellular component: lytic vacuole; endosome. Gene Ontology annotation, biological process: SNARE complex assembly. Bases 1 to 1497 code for a protein of 498 amino acids.
AUGUCAGGGGACUUCUGGAUCGUGAAAAGCAUCACACGUCCGUGGAGGCUGUCGUACAACCCGGUCGAGAUGGAUGUCGACCUCGAUACUAUUACUGCUGGCAUCAGGAAAGAUACUCGGCGGAAAGCCAUCGAUGAACAGCAGAUUGUUGAGGCGAGAAUCGAUAACAUCAUGAAGAAGACAGACGAGCUUCGGCAGCAGCUGGAUCGUGGCAAGCAGUGGAUCGCGCAGGCUCGAGAAGGCGAUGUGAAACGACGUGCUGAGAUCGCUGCAGAGAGGAAGCAGCUGGAAAAGGAGAAACCGAGGGCACUGGAUCCUGUCUCACUUGCUUCGUCCAAGGCCCGGCAAAGACAGGAGAAAGUGCACAAUCGGACAGUCGAUGCUCGCAGCCUUCUCUGUCGAGAGUCUGCUCUCCUUGCCGGCCUCGAAAGACGUCAAGGCUCAGGUGGUGAAGUGCAGUACUGGCUUGGUGGUGUACCGAUCUUUGAUCUGCGUAGACUGGCACGUAUCAAGCCUUACGAGAAAUCUCGGGUGCCAGAGAGCGAGAAGGAAGGGAGGCCGAAAUCGCACGAGCUGAUAUCUACUGGUCUUGACAAUGUUUGCCGGCUGCUUGGCAACUGCUGUCACUAUCUGUCCAUACGCUUGCCAUCAGAAGUCAUUUUACCAUUCAACAAGGACUCUCACGCUACCAUACUGCCGGAAGAGAUUGCGUACAAGCUCGAAGCCCCAUUUAACUCCGAAGCCGCUACCAAUAAGGCGCCUCCGCCAACCACAACUAAAGCGCCAGCCGAGUCCAAUUUCAUCACAAAGAAUGCUCCACGACCUUUGCACAUCACCAGGGGCCUGAGUCGGCUGUUCAAGGAAAAUCACUUCGAAUAUCUAAGGUUCACUGAAGGCGUGAUCUUCUUGGCCUACAACGUGGCAUGGCUCUGCACGUCGCAGGGUCUAUCAACCAUCAACACUAUUGACGAUGUCUACAACAUGGGCAAAAACCUCCAUGAUCUAUUCUUAGGUGAUGAUCGACCACGUCCACCAUUACUGCGCAACAUCUCUUCUGCGACUACGCGGACAGACAACUCGAGGAGAGGCCCCAGUGUCUCAGAGGCUCCUCGUCUUGGAGCCUGGUCUCACGGUACCGCACAUCAUUCGCUAAGUAGUGCAGAUGCUGUACGCACGAUCCGCGAGUGGCAGGCGAAGCUACCACCAGUGUCUGGGUUGAUCGAGAACCUACAGAACAUUCUUAACCAUGAGAUAGCUGGGGACGAGUGGGAUAUGGUCUCGGUGCAGGAAGGGGAGGAGCAGCCCGAGAAUGAUCAAAUUGCGGUACUUGUUGGUGGGGUCGAAGUUGAUCCUGCUAUGAGCAUCAUGAGCAUCAGACCAAGUGAUGGCGCUGAAGACGAUCUUGUAGCUAAGGCGAUCGCGAGACAGCAGGCUCACAGGAACGAGAAGGGUAGUAGUGGGUGGAUGCGAGUCCGUCCAAGAGGUGGAGAUGGCUGA